CCCAUCAUCCAUUCUUACACCGGAGCACGUGGUAUUUUUCCAGCGGAAAAGAGAAGCCUCGGGUGAAAUAACCGGCAAUAAUUGUGUGGUGUCUUCUUCGAAUCGUCCUUCCUCUCAUUUCUGUGUUAAAAUUUUCAGGCUAAUUGCAAUUACGUGCGGAAGUGGACACGGCGUUUGAAACCACGAAAGCGCACACAAGCUCUCCUGCAAGUAAUCGGCCUUUUUAAAUGCAGCGGGGAAUCGUGAGAUCUGGCGUUCUGAGUCCUAACAACUUGCUGAAUGCGAGAAAAAGUGAUCGGCGCACCAUGCUUUGUGUGAAUUGUUUCGGCUAUCGUUCAUUGGAAUAAACAGGCGAUAUAAACACACGAGCGAAGUUGAAAAUAAUGACGCUGCGUUGGCUGUGAGUGACAGAGAAAGGUCUCAGUUCUGACAGCUAGAUUCUUUGUUGGCACAGCAGCCAAUCGUUGAUUUUUACGACACAAUAGUGUGGCCAAACUUGUAGUAUAAAAAGCCGUGUUGGAAUAUAUGAGAUUUACCAGUGCGCUUGGCCAUAUCCCAGCCCACCAGCCUCUAACACACUUUUUUUAACUGGAGGCAGAAGAGGACCCAGCAAAAGACUUGGGAACAUGCAAGCAUCACAAGUGCUCAUUUACCUGGCUCUCUUUGGUGCACUUGCCCGAGUGGGUGGCAGAGAUGGCGCGCACGCGAAUCUGACAGAUAUUAAAACGGAAUCGCACGAAAAAGGGCCAGAUAGUGACUAUAACGUGUCCGAGUGUUCAGCUUGUAGGUGGAGGAAGGAGAAUAAAGCACUGAGACUGGAGUCUAUCAAAUCGCAAAUUCUGAGCAAACUGCGCCUCAAAGAAGCACCCAACAUUAGCCGGGAUACAGUGAACCAACUUUUACCGAAAGCUCCUCCUUUGCAACGACUUCUUGAUCAAUAUGAUAUCCAAGGGGAUGACAAUAAUGAUGCCUUAUUAGAAGAGGAUGAUUAUCACGCUACCACCGAAACCCUCAUCACCAUGGCCACGGAACCUGAACCUAGUGUCCAAGUCGAUGACAAACCGAAAUGUUGUUCCUUCAAGAUCAGCCCUAAAAUGCAGUUCAAUAAAGUAGUCAAAGCCCAUCUCUGGAUAUACCUGCGGCCAGUGAGACAAACUACAACGGUAUUUAUGCAGAUUCUACGACUAAAGCCAGUGGGACAGGAAUGGACGAAUCACACCCCAAUUCGCUCUUUAAAAUUCGACAUUAACUCUGGCACUGGUCAUUGGCAAAGUAUAGACUUCAAGCGCGUACUACAGAACUGGCUUAAACAACCCGAAUCAAACUGGGGAAUCCAAAUCAACGCGUCUGAUAUCAACGGACUCGACUUGGCUAUCACCUCCCCGGGCGUGGGAGAGGAAGGAUUGCAACCGUUUCUCGAAGUAAAGGUGACAGAAACAUCGAAGCGAUCCAGAAGGAAUCUUGGGCUUGACUGUGAUGAGCACUCAACUGAAUCGCGCUGCUGUCGUUAUCCGCUCACCGUAGACUUUGAGGCUUUCGGUUGGGACUGGAUUAUCGCGCCCAAGAGAUACAAAGCCAAUUACUGCUCAGGACAAUGCGAGUACAUGUUUCUGCAAAAGUUCCCCCACACCCACCUUGUACAGCAGGCCAACCCGAGGGGUUCGGCGGGACCCUGCUGCACCCCGACGAAGAUGUCACCUAUAAACAUGUUAUACUUUAACGGAAGAGAACAAAUCAUCUACGGAAAAAUCCCAGCGAUGGUAGUCGAUCGCUGUGGCUGUUCCUGAGAACGACCAAAAAAAGACAGGAGUUUGCGUCCUUACGACUCGACGUGCGAUAUACGGUCGUGCCAACGAUUGUCUGCAUCACCCAGAACUGUGCAAUAGGCAAAGAAGAGAUUGUAUUUGUGUAUGAAUAACAUGGGCCGAACAAGAACAGCGAGAUUCCGACGUGCCCAAAAUGAAUUCAACGGCCCGGUACACUAUUCCAUUUCAAAACAGAGGGACGAGUAUACAUUUUUAGCAAGGACACAACAUCCCACAGAAAACAAUUUAAAUCUGAAUAUGCGCGAACAAUUUCACUUCCAAAUUUGACGGCUUAAUUAAAGGUAGAAGGCGUUUCCAGUGUAUAGAAAAAAAUGUCAUUGCAUGUGUUUAAAACAAACGAGUUCAGAAGAUUUUUGAUAUAGACUUGACACACCACUCCCCAGAGGGUUACCUGAUCAUCAGCCAAUAUAUAAACUGUAUUCGUGUUUAUUGCAACAGAUAAUAACGUUCGACUUCAAUAUUUAACUCUUGGUUCGGAUAAACAGAGCAUUUACAUUAUCAAGUCGUCUGAACUACUCUAAACUUGAAUUUUAUGCAUUGGCAUUACGGGAAAGAUGGACUGUCUUUCGAAGCUAACGGAAGCACUAUGUCUGUGGACAAUGUUUAAGGCAAAAAGAUACAGGAAAACCACAAGUCUGUUAAGUGUUAAGACCCUGUUUGUAUUCCGCCUUGGCAACGUUACGGUUUGCACUAUGGCAUGCCAAUAGAGAGAACUGAAUUGGUUGCUACAAAGUUGUAAAAACUGAAUUUGAUAUGAUUGCUUGUUCGUUGAAUAAUGUGUUCAUGACAUUCAUUUUGUAAAUGUUCUUUUUUUUUUCCUUUCAUUUUUUUCCACGGUUGGUAUGCUAUAACGUGUCAAUGAAGAGCAACAUGUGUUACGUACUCAAUGAAUAAAUGUGCUUGCUAUUGCUGUAUCUCAAAUACAAUGCACGACAGAAACCACACCAGGGAAAACAGUAUAGGAAAGGGACUGAUAACUUGUGCGGAUUCUGAGCAGCAUACGGAAUUGGAAUGGGCGCACUGGCGCAGCGAUCUCAUUUCCUGAAGUCCAAGAAGCACCGGUUGAUGACAGAAUAGAGAUUCAUGAAGAAUAAGAUAUUGUACAGAAUCAACUUUGUACAUUAUUCGGCUCGGGUCAUUGUAUCAUUCACAUUAAAGCAAUUAUUUUAUUAAAUAUACAAUUUAAAACU
Molecule: messenger RNA, 3016 nt
Organism: Leucoraja erinaceus (little skate)
Lineage: Eukaryota; Metazoa; Chordata; Chondrichthyes; Rajiformes; Rajidae
Gene: mstnb
Product: myostatin b
Exons: 5
Coding region: 627-1787 (386 amino acids)
Biological process (GO): SMAD protein signal transduction
Cellular component (GO): extracellular region
Molecular function (GO): cytokine activity; growth factor activity
Source: RefSeq, a predicted model, not a curated record